This is a messenger RNA of Acanthocheilonema viteae, 558 nucleotides long. The record is from the annotation of a GenBank genome assembly. Lineage: Eukaryota; Metazoa; Nematoda; Chromadorea; Rhabditida; Onchocercidae.
AUGUCUCUUGUACGCAAUUCGAUUAUUGUGCAGUCCAAAUCGACACCAUAUGUUGUACGCCAUGCAAUUCUUUUAUGUGCCAAGCAUCACAAUGAAUAUUGCUGGCAAAAGCAACGAAUUGGUCAACGAGAAAUUGUAGGGCCAUCAAGCGGUGGUUAUCAUUUUAUUGACUCAACAGAUCGUCCGUAUCCACCGUUGAGAUUUCGAGCGGAUGAUGAAAUCAUUAAACCGAUUCGUGAGAAAGAAAAAGGUGACUGGCACAAAUUAACAAUGGAAGAAAAGAAAUUGUUGUAUAGAUAUUCAUUCCAGCGAACACAAGCCGAACUGUUGGGAUGGAAUGUCUACUGGAAAAUGUAUUGGGCCUAUAUAUUUAUUUGGAUUUCAAUUGCUCUCGGAGUAGUCGGUGUACUCAAACAUUUCAGUUAUCCUCCUCAGGUACCCACAUUGAGUGAUGACUGGAAGCAUGCAGCAAUGCGAAGAAUACUGGUAUUGGAGAAACCGUUCCCUGAAGGAGCAGCAACGUUGUACGACUUCGAAAAGGAUCGUUGGAAGGAUUGA